Lathyrus oleraceus (garden pea) is the source of this 2898-nucleotide messenger RNA. RefSeq lists its product as uncharacterized. Gene Ontology annotation, biological process: ribosome biogenesis; pseudouridine synthesis; box H/ACA snoRNP assembly. Bases 304 to 2427 code for a protein of 707 amino acids. Lineage: Eukaryota; Viridiplantae; Streptophyta; Magnoliopsida; Fabales; Fabaceae. Gene Ontology annotation, molecular function: RNA binding. Gene Ontology annotation, cellular component: sno(s)RNA-containing ribonucleoprotein complex. The transcript is spliced from 3 exons. The record is from RefSeq and is a predicted model, not a curated record.
GUGAUGCAAAACAUAUCCAAUGGUGAUUGGGCCUUUCAGUGCAGUGACUGCGUCAAUUUUCAACUGCAGAGGAUCAUGGUUAGAUAAACUUUUGUACUUGGUUAUUGAAACUCAGGUUUGGCGCCUCCUAGGGUUUAAAGAGAUGAAGCGUUUCCAAACAAAACCAAAAAUCUUUGCCGAUAUGGAAAUCACGAAGUUGUUUGUAAUAAUUUUAAAUGGGUUGUUUGUUUUAACUAGAAACGUGUUGGUUUGUUUUAAUUCCGUCUUCUUUUUUUCUAACCCUAACUUUUCUGCCCCUCAAACAUGGACGACGAUGACGUUGCUCUCGCGGAUUCUUUCAUCAAUUUCGAAGCUGCUGCCUGUAGCCCCUUCGAUAACCCUCCUGAUCCAAUUAUCAUCGGAUAUGAUUCUUCCAAUCUGGAUCCUCCAGUUGGUAAUUCCAGUGGUGAGGAAAGGAUUAAGAGUUUCGAUUUAGUUGAAAAGGAGGUAAAUGAAAAUGAAAGUGGUGGAGUUAGAGGCGAGAUUGUGGCUAUUGAUGAUGAUGCUGUCGGAGUGGAGAUUGAAGAUGGUGAAGUUAGAGGCAAGAUUGUGGCCAUUGAUGAUGCCGUUGGAAUGGAGAGUGAAGGUGGCGAGAUUAGAGGUGAUGUUAUUGCUUAUGAUGAUGAGAUUAGAGGCAAUGUUAUUGCUAGUGAUGAUGAUAUUAGAGGCGAGAUUGUGGCUGAUGAGGAUGCUGUUGGAAUGGAGAGUGAAGGUGGUGAGAUUAGAGGCGAUGUUAUUGCUAAUGAUGAUGAGAUUAGAGGCGAGAUUGUCGCUAAUGAUGAUCUUAAUGCAAUUGUUAUGGAAGGUUCUAAUAGGGAGAAUGAGUGUUCCAGUGGUGGUAUUAAAAUCCACGAGGAGUAUGAAUUGGAAGAAGGUGAAAUAGUAGAAUCUGAUAAUGAUAGAAAAUAUGGGUUGGAUGAUGAAGAGUCAUCUGAUGAUGAUAUUGGUGAUGAUAGAAAAGAUGGGUUAACGAAUGAGCUUGAGAUUCUUCCUAGGGUCCCUCAUGUGAAUGUAAAAUUGGGACCACAUCAUAUAAUGCUGCCUCUGGGAGUUGUUACAUCUAUUGUCGGUGCUAGAGUCGUUGUGGAAGGGUCGGAGAAUCAUGAGUCUCUUGAUCAAGGUUCCAUUCUCUGGAUUACUGGAAGGCAAACACCCCUAGGUGUCAUUGAUGAUACCUUUGCACAAGUUAAAAAUCCACAUUAUGUAGUGAGAUACAAUUCGGAAGAUGAAAUCCCGGAAGGGGUCCAUGAGGGAACUUUGAUUUCGUUUGUUCCUGAGUUUGCUAAGCAUGUGCUUAAUUUCAAGGAUCUUUACAAGAAAGGUUCUGAUGCAUCCGGUAUAAACGAUGAGGAAUUGUCCAAUGAAACGGAUUUUUCGGAUGAUGAGCAAGAGGCCGAGUACAUGAGAAUACAAGGACAGGCAAAAAGAGGCCAAAGCAGUCAAAGUUCUGAUUGGAUGAAAAACGACAGGCAGCAUGUUCCACUAAAUGAUGGUUCCAUCCCUAAGAGGCUAAUGGUUGCUCAUGGUCACGGUCUGCCUAUUCCGAGCAGUGGGCAAGGCUUUUUUGGUGUUGGCCAUGGUCAUUUUCCCCCUCUUCCUGGCACUGGACAAGGCUUUUCUGGUGUUGGCCGUGGUCAUUCUUCCCCUCUUCUGCCACAGCCGGCAUUGCCACCACAUGCUCCAGUGUCAAUUAAUUUGUCUAGUGGAUUCCCUACAAAUAGUGUCGCAUGGUACCAAGAAAAUACUCAAAAUUCUCAUCUGCAGCCGAUGCAAGGAAUCCCAUCUCAACAGCAGUUCAAUCCCAGCCACAGGUUUCCUCCACCGACUGUAUAUCCUGGAGGACAGCCCAAUAUGUAUGCAGAACCCAUUCAUGCACAGGGGCUCAUGAAUCAAAACCAAUGGACACACUUUCCCCAGUUUCAAGCACCUACAUGUUUUCAACCAGUUAAUAUUUCAGGCAUUCAAGGUGGUCCUCCACAACAAUUCAACCCACCUACAUAUUUUCAAUCACUGCCAAUUCCAGGCUAUCAAAGUGGUCCUCCGCAUCAAUUCAAUCCAGGUGGCCCUCUAGGUGGCCCUUUGCAGGCAUUCAAUCCCCUUCCAUAUUUUCAUUCACCACCAAUUCCAGGCAAUCAAGGUGGUCCUCAGCAUCAAUUCAGUCGGCCUGCAAAUUUUCAAUCACCGCCAAUUCCAGGCUAUCAAAGUGGCCUUCCGCAUCAGUUCAAUCCACCUACAAAUUUUCAAUCACCACCAAUAUUAGCCAAUCCGCAUCCUCCACAAUUUCAUUACCAAUUCAAUCCCGGUGCUUCUGAUGACCGAGAGAGAACAUUUGCUGCUCGCAGGAGACCAUCCCAUAGAGGGGGUAAAGGUUGGCGACCAGCCAGAUAAAGACUAAAGAUUACUGUGUAAAGGUAAUUGCACAUUGAAAAAAUUUCUCUGGUUGGAACAUUAUGGAAGCAACAGAUACUUCAUUUUGUUGAGCGAUUCAUUUACUGAGUUCAUAUUACAUUGGUCAUUUGUUUUCAUUAGACUUGUAUAGUCAUGUACUGAAGAUUUCCUCCUUGGUGGCUUGGUGGACAAAGUUUUUUCACCAAGGAUGGAUUGUAAAAAGGAAACAUAGAGAGAAUUUUUUUGUGCAAAAUAGUUUUCCAAGUUGGAUUUGCACAGUACACCCACUCUUCACAACUGGGUUCAUUGGCUAUGGUUUUGGAGGAUUAAAAUAAAUACUAGAAUGUCUACUCAAUGGAAUGACAUUGAUUGAAACUUUUUCCAGCUUUUUCGCGGUGUAUUUUGUUUAAAUAGAAUUUGACUUUGGAACUAAAUGCACUAAACUCUCAAAUAGAAUGUUUUUUUAUCAAA